AUGGAGGUGCCACAUCGUUUCUUCAGAAUCAUUACUCCUCCACAAAACCAUAAUACUCGUCUGAUGCUUCCCAGAUCCUUUGUCAACAAUUGGAGACACCAACUUGGUGACACAGUACGAGUAAUUGCAUAUGAUGGUAUAAUUAUCACAAUACGAUUGGAAAGAGAUAAUGGAAGAAUAUAUUUUGCCGAUGGAUGUGAACAAUUUUUUGACCAUCAUAACUUACAGGAUGCUCAUGUUUUGGUAUUUGAAUAUAACGGAAACUCCACAUUCAAUGUGACCAUAUUUGACCAUUCUGGCUUAGAGGUCACAUAUGACUCCGAUGUUCCCGAAGAAUACAACGCUUCACAUACAGAUAACCCUGCAUUUGAAAUAACACUAACACCUCAUCACAACAGCCAUCGGGAAAUUGUAAGUGUCAUCUUUAAUAUCUAA
Messenger RNA from Olea europaea var. sylvestris, 435 nucleotides. RefSeq names its product B3 domain-containing protein At4g01580-like. The record is from RefSeq and is a predicted model, not a curated record. Gene Ontology annotation, molecular function: DNA binding. The coding region runs from base 1 to 435 and encodes 144 amino acids. The transcript has 2 exons. NCBI's taxonomy places the organism in Eukaryota, Viridiplantae, Streptophyta, Magnoliopsida, Lamiales, Oleaceae.